CUGUCAGCAUCACCGUCACCCGUUCUCUUAGCCAACACCAUCGCCAACUCGGCCAACUUGUGCCACGCCGGCGGUAUCAACAGCAUGACCAGCAUCAGCAACACUAUCAACAACAUUGGCAUGGGCAUGGGUAUGGGCAUGAGCAUGGGCAUGAGUGUCGGCAACGGUAACAGCAACACUGGCAACAGCAUCAUCAGUACAGUCCCCCUCCUCGACCAGUUCGCGAAGUCUGCGUCUCGACCCGAGGGCAACCAACUGAUGCCGACUGGUCUGAUUGUUCGACCCCUCGAACCGGCUCCACUCCAGUUGCUCACAGUCUCACGGUCGACUCAACCUUCUCCACACUCGACGCCGGUUUCUGCGCCAGUCACUUCGACUGCGCCAGUCAUGACUCAGGUACAUGUCGACACAUCCCAUUUGCCCCAUUUCACGGUCAGGCAAGAUCUAGCCGACAUCCAUCGGCUUUGUCAACAGUUGAACGGUUUACUAGAGUUUUAG
Protopolystoma xenopodis is the source of this 498-nucleotide messenger RNA. The record is from the annotation of a GenBank genome assembly. NCBI's taxonomy places the organism in Eukaryota, Metazoa, Platyhelminthes, Monogenea, Polystomatidea, Polystomatidae.